CUGGUGCCUCCUGGCUCGCUCCAACGUCUCUUCCCAAAAAUUCCCAACAACCACCAAAAGCCAUCUUUCAAAGUACUCUGCAUUCAUCGACCCCCGGCGGACUUUCCCACGCUCUCCUCUCCUAUUUACACCUCCGAACCCUCUCUCUCUCUCUCUCACCAAACACUCUUCUCUCUCUACAGAAAACGUGCUCAUGGCCCUUGCCACCACCAACUCCGCCACCAACCUCCUCCAGAAGUCCUUCCUUCCCUCAACCCCUCUCUCGAAGCCUCAGUUCGCACCUCCGAUUCCAUCGCUUAGAGUCGCUAGAACUCGUACGGUCAAAUGUUCUCUUACUGCGGCUCCACCUGUGCCGGCCAAGGCUGCUAAGGAGUGCAAGGUGAAAUCAGUGAAGGCGAGGCAGAUCAUUGACAGUAGAGGCAAUCCGACGGUUGAGGUUGACUUGGUUACUGAUGAUUUGUACCGAUCGGCGGUUCCAAGUGGAGCCUCUACCGGGAUCUACGAGGCGCUUGAGCUCAGAGACGGUGAUAAGAGUGUCUAUGGAGGUAAAGGUGUGCUCACUGCAGUGAAAAAUAUCAACGAUGUCUUGGGCCCUAAGCUUGUUGGCGUCGAUGUAAGAAAUCAAUCUGAUGUGGAUGUCAUUAUGCUGGAAAUUGAUGGAACUCCAAACAAGUCAAAACUAGGGGCUAAUGCAAUACUUGGAGUAUCUCUAAGCGUGUGUAGAGCUGGUGCAGGGGCAAAAGGAGUAGCCUUGUACAAGCAUAUUCAGGAAUUGUCAGGAACAAAGGAACUUGUUAUGCCAGUUCCAGCUUUUAAUGUAAUAAAUGGAGGCAGUCAUGCCGGAAACAAUCUGGCCAUGCAAGAAUUCAUGAUACUACCAGUUGGUGCAACCUCAUUUGCCGAGGCACUUCGUAUGGGGAGUGAAGUGUAUCAUAUUCUUAAGGGAAUUAUUAAGGCAAAAUAUGGACAAGAUGCUUGCAAUGUUGGGGAUGAAGGGGGGUUUGCACCCAAUGUUCAGGACAACAGAGAGGGUCUAGUUUUGCUCAUAGAUGCCAUUGAAAAGGCUGGUUACACAGGAAAGAUCAAAAUUGGAAUGGAUGUUGCAGCUUCUGAAUUUUUCACCAAAGAUGGGAAAUAUGAUCUGAACUUCAAGAAACAACCAAAUGAUGGAGCUCAUGUGCUUUCAGCGCAGAGCCUUUCUGAUCUCUACAGAGAGUUUGUCAGAGAUUUUCCUAUUGUCUCUAUCGAAGAUCCCUUUGACCAGGAUGAUUGGAGCUCAUGGGCUUCACUACAAUCUUCAGUUGAUAUCCAACUGGUUGGAGAUGACUUGCUAGUCACAAAUCCAAAGAGAAUAGCUGAGGCCAUUCAAAAGAAGUCUUGCAAUGGUUUACUUCUAAAGGUAAACCAGAUUGGCACUGUGACUGAGUCCAUUCGAGCAGCACUUGACUCAAAAGCUGCUGGCUGGGGAGUUAUGGUGAGUCAUAGAAGUGGUGAGACUGAGGAUAACUUCAUUGCUGAUCUUUCUGUGGGUUUAGCUAGUGGACAGAUCAAGACAGGGGCACCUUGCAGAAGUGAGCGGUUGGCAAAGUAUAACCAGCUUUUGCGCAUUGAAGAGGAACUUGGUAAUGUGCGUUACGCUGGUGAAUCUUUCAGAUCCCCUUAGUGGAACACAGAUGAACUCAGUUUCAUCUAAUGGAAUAAGCCAAUAGGCACAAGAAAAGAAAAGAAAAGGCAUCAUGGAAGAUUCUGAGAUCUGAGUAAAUCACAGGCAUAAUCGAUAGAAAUACUGGAUGGAACCAGUAAGGUAAGAUGUCAAUUAAAAGCACAAUAAUCUGAUUGAUGAGGCAUUAUAAACAAUCUGUUCUCAAUUUUUUGUAUUAGUUUUUGCUUCUAAGUGUGUUGUUUGCUAUCCGCUUGAGCUGGAGAACUCGGCAGAAUGUUAUUGUCUCGAUGUGAACAUUAACAUACGGCUGUUUGUGCGAAAGUAUGUGUGGAAUUUGAUCCAAGGACUUUAAUCUGUCUA
This is a messenger RNA of Tripterygium wilfordii, 2023 nucleotides long. Its product is annotated as enolase 1, chloroplastic. Gene Ontology annotation, molecular function: magnesium ion binding; phosphopyruvate hydratase activity. Gene Ontology annotation, cellular component: phosphopyruvate hydratase complex. Gene Ontology annotation, biological process: glycolytic process. The transcript is spliced from 7 exons. Lineage: Eukaryota; Viridiplantae; Streptophyta; Magnoliopsida; Celastrales; Celastraceae. The coding region runs from base 194 to 1663 and encodes 489 amino acids. The record is from RefSeq and is a predicted model, not a curated record.